Molecule: messenger RNA, 1308 nt
Organism: Metarhizium brunneum ARSEF 3297
Lineage: Eukaryota; Fungi; Ascomycota; Sordariomycetes; Hypocreales; Clavicipitaceae
Molecular function (GO): 5-methyltetrahydropteroyltriglutamate-homocysteine S-methyltransferase activity; zinc ion binding
Source: RefSeq, a predicted model, not a curated record
AUGCGAUACUACAAGUACCGGCAGAUGGCCGACGAGGCAGCUCACGCGGACUCGACUCUCCCGCCCAACAGGCUCGCCCUCUGCACUCGCAUCAUGACGGGCCACAAGCUGCCAUUCCACGCGGACCACAUUGGCUCGCUGAUACGGCCGCCGGCCCUGUCCAGCCUCCAGGAGCAGGCCGACGCCGGCACCGUCACCGCCGCUCAGCUCCGCGAGGCCCAACGGGACGCCAUCGCCGACAUUGUCGACAAGCAGCGCGCCCACGGCGUCCGCGCCCUGUCAUCGGGCGAGUUCGACCGCAAGUACUACUUCUCGGGAUUCUUCGAGAAGCUGGGAGGGUUCCGGCAAGUCAGCCCCGUGCCGUGGGAGCUCGCGCGGCCGUCGGCGCCGCCCAUCGCGGCCCUCAAGAAGGCCGGGCGGCAGUACAUGAUGGCCGCCGUGUGCGAGGACAAGAUCGCCUACGACGCCAGCCCGUACCUCGACGACUGGAAGCUCCUGCGCGGCUCGGUGCCCGAGGAGCUGCGCGCCGCCUGCAAGUUCACCAUGCCGCCGCCGUGCUACUUCCACCUCCGCCUGGCCCCGGGCAAAUCCUACAGGGCGAGCGUCUAUCCCGACGACGAGGCCUUCUUCGCCGACCUGGCGAGCGCCUACCGCCGGGAGAUCCGGACCCUGUACGACGCCGGCCUGCGCAACCUGCAGAUUGACGACCCGACCCUCGCCUACUUUUGCUCCGACGACAUGGUCGCGUCCCUGCGCGCCGAGGGCGACGAUCCCGACCGCCUGCUGGACCUGUACCUGAGGGCGCACAAUGACUGCAUUGCCGGCCGGCCUGCCGACAUGCAUGUCGGGCUUCACGUAUGCAGAGGCAACUUUUCCAAAUCGGUGCACUUCAGCGAGGGGUCGUACGAAAAAAUCGCCCAAAAGUUCUUCACCACCCUCGACUACGACACCUUCUUCCUCGAGUACGACGACCCGCGCUCCGGGGGGUUCGAGCCGCUCCGCUUCCUGCCCAGGGGCAAGAACGUCGUGCUGGGCGUCGUGACCACCAAGGACGCGCGGCUCGAGGACGCCGAGACGGUGAAGAGCCGCGUGCGCGAGGCCGCGGGGAUUAUCGCCCGCGGACAGGGCCGGAGCGUCGCCGAGGCCAUGGCCGACAUUGGCAUCAGCCCGCAGUGCGGGUUUGCCAGUGUCUCCGUCGGCGCAGAUGGCAUGACGGAGCAGAAGAUGUUUGACAAGCUCAGGCUGGUUGGUGAUAUUGCCAGGGAACUGUGGCCUGAAGCGUCGCCUGGUGUGAGUGGUUCGAUGUAG